Molecule: messenger RNA, 468 nt
Organism: Thamnophis sirtalis
Lineage: Eukaryota; Metazoa; Chordata; Lepidosauria; Squamata; Natricidae
Source: RefSeq, a predicted model, not a curated record
AUGAGCUACUGUUUGCACGACGGCAACUGCCCAGGGGCGGACAAGUGCUGUUCCUUCGGCUGCACCUUGCGCUGCAUGAAGCCCGUCACAGGUUACUGCCAGGAGCCCCCUGAGGAGGGGCCUUGCAACAAGAAAACCUACCGCUGGUUUUACGACCCGAAGACCGGAGAAUGCAAGAAGUUCAUUUUCGGGGGCUGCGGGGGGAACCGCAACAACUUCAUCAACAAGUGGACCUGCCAGGUGGUCUGCCGCCAUAAAGCCGAAAUAGACUGCAGCAGCGUCCCCAAAUAUAUUCCCUCGUGUAGGGUCCCCAGAGAAGCUUUCUUCUACAACAUCACCACCAAGAGUUGCCAGUAUUACACCGACUUUGGCUGCGGCACCAACAGGAACAGCUACGAGUCCCUGACGGGAUGCCAGGAAUUCUGCGAAGAGGCUGGGUGGUGGACGGUGAUCGUGCUGAGCUGGUGA